Molecule: messenger RNA, 831 nt
Organism: Rotaria sp. Silwood1
Lineage: Eukaryota; Metazoa; Rotifera; Eurotatoria; Philodinida; Philodinidae
Source: the annotation of a GenBank genome assembly
AUGUAUAACCAACAACAGUAUCAAUUGGGAUCAUUCUCCCAACAAAAAUCUACUAUACAAAAAUUACUUGAUGAUAAUUCACAAUUAAUUUCAUUAAUUCUUGAUUUACAAACUAAAGGAAAACAAAUUGAAUGUCUCGAAUAUGAACGAACAUUAUAUCGAAAUUUAACUUAUUUAAUUCAAUUCGAUCCAUCAACAUCACAUCAUCCAAAUAAUCUACCACCACCAGAUGCAUUUAUUCAAAUACAAUCACAACAACCAAUGAUAAAUGGAAAUAUGGUUCAACAAACUCAAUCUGAUCAAACCUAUAGAACACAAACAAAUACUCUAAAUCAAACUUCUCAUCAUCCCAAUACUAGUUCAUAUCCUUUAUCUACAUGUACAAAUUCAUCAGUUGAACAACAACAUUCAUCUAAUUUAAAUUCAGUAAACAAAUCUCAACAACGAAUGCCAUAUUUACAACAAGGAAGAGUUCUUAAUAGUAAUUCAAUGGAUUCAUCCUAUUCACAAUCUUAUAUUCCACAACAACAGCAACAUUCAUAUUCAAUACAACAAAAUGGUUAUGAACAAUAUCCAAUGUAUAAUCAACAACAAAAUCCAACAUCUCAAUCGAAUUCUCCUAUAAAUAAUUCUUCAACUAAUACACAAAAUUUUAUUUCAAAUCAACAAAUUAUGCAUAAUAAUUUAAAUGAACAAUCACAAAUGUAUUAUCCACAACAAAAUUAUCUUAUGCAACAACAAUGGCAAAAUCAAUCCCGUAUGCCUAUGUCACAACAACAUCAACAACAAUAUACAUCGUCCUAUCAACAACAAGUACCACCUCAAGCUUAA